Molecule: messenger RNA, 958 nt
Organism: Oncorhynchus gorbuscha (pink salmon)
Lineage: Eukaryota; Metazoa; Chordata; Actinopteri; Salmoniformes; Salmonidae
Product: transcription factor HES-5-like
Exons: 2
Coding region: 68-553 (161 amino acids)
Biological process (GO): anterior/posterior pattern specification; regulation of transcription by RNA polymerase II; regulation of neurogenesis
Cellular component (GO): nucleus
Molecular function (GO): RNA polymerase II cis-regulatory region sequence-specific DNA binding; DNA-binding transcription factor activity, RNA polymerase II-specific; protein dimerization activity
Source: RefSeq, a predicted model, not a curated record
GGUCAAACCCCACUUCUAACAUCCGCAACUAUCUUUACUAAGCACAAACACCAACUGACCAACAGCAAUGGCUCCUGUCAAUAUGUGCAACAUUGUGAGGACCACGAAAGAUAAAAUCAAAUUGAGAAAACCAGUGGUCGAGAAGAUGCGCCGAGACCGCAUCAACAGCAGCAUCGAACAGCUCAAGUCACUCCUCAAAACCGAACUUCAAGCACACCAACCCAACUCUAAACUGGAGAAGGCUGACAUUCUCGAGACAGCUGUGUUUUACCUGAAAGACAAUAGCACGCGCCCUGCUUCUUCAUUCAACGUAGUGUCACCUGUCCAGAGCUACGCGGAGGGAUUCACCCGCUGCCUGGAGGAGACGCUGCGUUUCCUCUCAGCGCACAACCAGCCGACUGACUCGCAACAUAAACUUGUCGAUCACUUCCAUCGGGUACAGAAACUUGGUGAGAGAGUCGCGCUGAGUCCAAACCGCGCGACGGUCCCUCACAGCAGAACUCCGAAAUGUGUCACCGCAGGUGGAAGAGGGCCUUUGUGGAGACCCUGGUGAUGCGCAUAGCCUAUUUUGAGACGUUAAAUAACGAUACUUUCGAUGUCAAAACCAGAUAAUAUGUUGGUUUAGCUGCACGACCAAGUAUGAUCUCUUGUAGGAAAUAAUUAUUCCCUUUACAAUUUAUCUUUUGUUCGUAAAAGUUGAAAUUAUUGUUAUUAUUCUGUUUAGAAUGUAAAUUCCAUAUCCUGUAUUGUGCUAUUGCGCAUAUAUUUGUAACUUCACAAUUGUGAAGUAAACUAUUUUUUACAUAUUGUAAAAUAUAUUCAAGUAAAAUCUUGGUGUAUUUCUGGGAAAAGAACUCAGCCAUAUGUUGCUGAAUUGUAAUGUGUCCUGAAACAAGCUGUGAUUGGAACAUUGAUUAUCACAUUGAUAUGGAAAUAUUCCCCAAUAAAUAAAAGUAUA